Messenger RNA from Pocillopora meandrina, 4441 nucleotides. Lineage: Eukaryota; Metazoa; Cnidaria; Anthozoa; Scleractinia; Pocilloporidae. The record is from the annotation of a GenBank genome assembly.
AAAUAACAUUGAACUGAAAAUUUUCUUAGCACAACAAAGGGCAUUCAUCGGUCGCUUGAAAGGAGUCUCAGCAAAAACUCUCAUUCAUUCUUAAGAAGAACUGGUAAGUUACGAAAGUCGCCUUCAAAGGUUUAGUCAAGACUUAACCACUGUCUUAGUUAAAGCCAACCACAUUCUCACCGAGAAAUUACGUGAGUCAAUUCAGACAAGCACGCACGUAUUUCAUGCGAGUUUUGAUUUCGUUGAAUAGAACGUUCUUUUGAAACAAGUCGGAACGCUUUAAAUAUUUUUGGUCGGAGGAAAGGUUGUAAAAUCUUGACUCAAAGAAAGUUUGAAUGAUAGGUAGAAACUGGGAGCUGUAAUCACCUCGAGAAAACAACUUGAGAAUAUUUUCAAGAGUGCGUCAAGCCUCCACGUUGGAUCCUUUACAUCCCAGUUACACUUCUCUCUUCUACUAUCCCUUUCUCGACAUGGGAUCAAGAAUAUCGGCCGUGAAAAGGAACGACCACAAUGACAAUAGACAAGGGGUUUAUAAAUCGCUCAAUGUCUUUCAAGAAGAAGAUCGGGCCAGAGACUUGGCGAGACCAGAAAAAUUAGACAUUUUACUCGAUCGUCCACCUCUACCGGAAGAGGCUUUGUUAGAACAUGCUUGGAACCCGAACGAUCGAUCGGUUAACAUUUUCGUCAAAGACGACGACCCGUUUACCUUUCACAGACAUCCAGUAGCACAGAGUACGGACUGCAUACGAGGAAAAAAGGGUUAUAGUCGAGGUUUUCACGUCUGGGAGAUUCAGUGGUCAACCCGACAACGUGGGACACACGCAGUAGUAGGGGUAGCUACAUCAAAAGCCCUUCUUCACUGUACUGGCUAUCAAUCCUUGGUCGGCAACAACGAGGAUAGUUGGGGAUGGGACAUUGUUAGAAACAAGCUCUACCACAACGAAAAGAACGUUUCGUCAGUAAAGUAUCCAGUUUUGUCUGACAAUGAUCAUAGCUUUGUGGUACCUGACAAAUUUCGCGUUAUAUUGGACAUGGAUGAAGGAACUAUGGCUUUUGAAACGAACGAUGGACGCUAUUUAGGAGUCGCUUUCCGUGGAAUGAAAGGGAAAACUGUAUAUCCUAUAGUCUCAGCCGUGUGGGGACAUUGUGAAAUCACUAUGAAAUACAUCGGUGGACUAGAUCGUAAGUAGCACUUUUUCUUUUUGCCAGCGAAUUCUCUCUGUGUUAGUAGUCCUUUGUUUCGUGCAUGAACGCAGACCCAUUGUUUACAGUUCUUUUUUCACUAAACUUGUCAUAUUGUAUGUUUUGCCCGUCAAUAGCUGUUGAAACAGAUCUUUAUUUUUUACUGAUUCAGUUCUUCUAUUCCUCAUCCUUUUGACAGAGGAAUUUAAAAUUGAUCGUAAAAAAAUGUAUUGCCAUGUUUUGGGGUUGAAAUAUUCAUUCCCAUGUGAUUUUAACUUCCCUUACGUCACAUGAGAAAAUGACCUCAUCGAUCUGCGUUACGGUUUUCGAGAAACAAAAAAUUUCGCUUUUCCUUAACCUAUCGUUUUCCAAAUCCAUUCGGUCAAAUAGUUUCUAAAGAAGCAAGAAGAUAUCGAAACUGAAAGCCCAUGCUUUUCUAGUAGUAGGAAUAGUUUCGUUCGUCUCAUUGAUUCAUGUGCCUCUUCUUAAUGAGCGGAUUCGUUUUGUUUAUGUCUUGAAUAUAUAUUUGCCAUAGUUUUUAGCGGUUUUUAUCAUUUUUUUUUUUCGCUUAAAGUUUAUCUCAAAAGCUCAGCAAAAUUAAGACAGUAUCUUCGCUUCCGAUUUUAUUGUUUCAAUGGGUGAAUGGAAAUUAAUAUUUCAUUUGGAGCGAAGUCUUCUUAUCCGUUGGGACCGUAUUUGUCAUUUCCGCCUGAGAGAAUUUGUCAAGUUUCCACUAUAAAUGUUUUUUUCCAUUUUAACAAUAUGGAAAUAGCCUUUGUAUUGUAUCGGAGGCUUUGGGAAGUUGUCUCUCUCUGUAAGAUUUUUUUAUCCCUAAAGCUGGGUGCAAACAAAGGAACAAUGAGAUCACAUCGCAGCUAUUUUGGUGCAAUGAGCGUGGCGCGUGCCAAACCACCUGUUGCAUGUAGAGAACGUUGAAAGCGUUUGCCACAAAACCAUUCAAAAGUAGGUCAGCUUUUAGAAUUCAAAAAUCAUAUCAAAGAAUCGCACAUUUUUCUAAUAAGGCAGGGUAUGAGAACAUGAAUUACCUUUCCUUACCAAACUUGUCAAAAUUUCCUACCACAGGAAACCAAAAUUCAUUGCCGACAAAAAAGAAAUCCUAUACUGUUGAAAUAAUGAUGACACUUAAGAAUAAAUAUGAAGGAUAUUUCACAUUUUUUUUGUGAUCAAAACUUUUACCCUUAUUGUUGUUUCAAACUGAGAAGAUUUCGGUCUUAGUAAUAUAAUGAUUCUAGAGCAAAUUUACCUCUGAGUCAAGUCGAUCAAAUCUAUCAGUUUAUAUCCAGGUAUUUACAAUGAAAAAAAUAAAUUAUUGUAAAACUCAACACAGUAAGAAAUAGUUGGUAAGGCUGCCUGGUUACUAAGUGACUCACUCAUGCUUUGGAUCAGGACACCUGUUGCUAUGUUUAUGAGACAGUUCUUUUCUUAAGAACCUUUUUUCAUGUUGAGCAGUAUGCUUUCUGAAGGUUCUUUACUUUAUAAAGUGCUGACUAAUGUAGUUUUUUAUAGAGGUAUAAAAUUUCCAGGCCAGAAAAAAAUGACAACAGCAAAAUGAAUAGACUGAUUUCGAUAAUCAUGGAAAAAUAGAAAUAUCUGUCAAUAACUGAAAGUUGAUAACUUGUGCAGUAGAGCUGAGGCAAUUGGCUUUAGUAUAGAAUUUGCAUGACUGUGUUUGCAAUAUUGGUAAAUGUAUAUACUUGGAGAUAAUUUUUUUCCAACCUUGCUCAUGAUCCUUUUUUUCUUUUUUUUUUGUAGCUGAACCUCAACCUCUGAUGGAUCUCUGCAGACGUACAAUACGCAAAUCCAUUGGAAAAGAGCACCUAACAAAAGGAAAUGUAGACAAGCUUCCCAUUCCAGUUCCGAUGAAGAAAUACCUAUUGUACCAGCAAGGCUGGUGACAAUCAGCUUCGUGGAAUUUAAAAAAAGCAUAAAUUGUGGCUGUCCUUUUCAGUGUUAAAUGGUGCAUCUUGAACCAUUCCUCUGUUAACGAUCAAGAACCUAAUCAAACUUGUUAAGAUAACAAAUUCUUCCGAGCUAGUUUUCAUCCUUUUUCAUGUGAAAGAAAAGCCAUAAAAUCAUUCUUUAGAUUAGGGUUGAUUAUAUUUGAUAAGGUUUUUUCCCCUAGGUGAUUUUCCAGGGUAAUUUAAUUAUGUUCACAAGACUAUACAAUUGUUUGGGAAUUUUAAAACCAGCAAAGGCAACUAUUGUUUGUGCAGUAGGUGUGUUUUAUUCCAAGUGUAGGAUGAUCUUUUAUGAUACAGAAAGUGAAAUAGAAAUAUGUUUUCAAAUCAAAGACCAUACCUACUCAUGCAUAAAAGAUAAAACAGUCUUAAUUUUUUAGACUUUCUUUUUUAAAAAAAGAAUCUUAAAAGGUUGAAAUAUUCGGCACAGAGUUUCUUAAUUACUGUUAUGAGAAAAUUCAUUGCCACCAGUUAAAGAUGCUCCUUUUUUCAAAGAAAUAACUUUUACAGGGAUUUGAAACAGCUCAAACUAGUGUAAAUAGCAGCUAAACUUUUCUUCAAAUUUAAACUUAUUUAUUGGUGAGGCCAUCCCUCGCAUAUCACAGAAUUUUAAUUACAUUUGCACUAUUAUGUAUAACACCCUUAAAGACAUCUAAAGAGUCAAAUUUAGUUGCGAAAAUUUAAUUUAUUUAUGGAGAAUUAUACUUCACUACCCAAAUUGUAGGGAGUGACUAAAGAAUGUAAAAAUACAAGAAAGAAGUGACCUAAAUAUUUAUUUGCACUAAUUUUGCUUAGGUUUAACUAAGCACCACUACAAAUUGAAUCUAAAGGAUAAUUUUGCCAUUAUUAUUAUUGACAGGAAUUUGACUCUUUAGGUUGGUCUGUUUAACUUAUAAUUAACAGUUUUGGUUGAUAUAAACAGUGGUUAAUUGAUUUUGAUAUUUUUAUCUUUUAUCUUUAGUUUGUCUGACUCCCUGAGAGCAAUAAAGUUCAUAUUAAUAAAUUAUUGUAAAUUUUGUCUCAUUGAAUUCAGAUGGACUUUGUUUGCUACCUGAAAUAUUGAAGUUCUUUAUCAAGAUAUGCUCUUAUCACAGCAGUAGUUAUUGUUCUGUUUCUAGCAAGGCUUCAACUCUUUUAGUUGCUAAUUAAAUUGAGUGAUUUCAUUUAUUUAUUAUGUUUAGAUAUGGGGAGUUAAAUAGUUAGUAUAUUUAUAACAAUAUUCUAUUGGAAUAUGUCCCACUUAUACUUUGCGUUAAAUGCAGUGUUACGUUAUAAGCAAU